Messenger RNA from Musca domestica (house fly), 1600 nucleotides. RefSeq names its product cytochrome P450 6a9-like. Gene Ontology annotation, molecular function: monooxygenase activity; heme binding; iron ion binding. NCBI's taxonomy places the organism in Eukaryota, Metazoa, Arthropoda, Insecta, Diptera, Muscidae. The record is from RefSeq and is marked provisional.
AUGUCUUUGUCGUUCGUGUUAUUUACGAUCGUGUGUGGCCUGUUGGCAUACCUCGUCAGCGUGUUGAAUAAGAAACGCUCCUAUUGGCAGUCAUUGGGCAUCCCGUGCGAGGAACCCCAUUUCCUGUUCGGCAGCCUGUGGGGUAUUCAGACAUCACGUGGAUUUUGGGAGAUCUGGGAACAAUACUAUAAUCGUUUUAAGGGCAUGGGUCCAUUUGCCGGCUUCUAUUGGUUCUUGCGUCCGGCGGUCUUUGUCUUAGAUCCCGAAUUGGUGAAGAAUAUUUUAAUUAAGGAUUUCACAAAAUUCACCGAUCGUGGUUUCUAUCACAACGAGAAAGAUGACCCAUUGACGGGUCAGUUGUUCCUUUUGGACGGUUCGAAAUGGAAAAAUAUGCGAAAUAAGUUGUCGCCCACAUUUACCUCGGGCAAGAUGAAAUUUAUGUUUCCCACUGUGACCAAGGUGGGAGAAGAGUUCAUUGAGGUGUUGAAUCACAUGGUGGCCGAGGAGGGUAGUGUGGUGGAGGUCAAGGAUUUGCUGGCCCGUUUCACUACAGAUGUCAUUGGUACCUGUGCCUUUGGCAUUGAGUGCAGUAGCCUUAAGGACCCCAAUGCCGAGUUUCGGGUCAUGGGUAAGAAAUUCUUGGUGGAACAGAGACACAAUCGUUUGGUCAUAGCCUUUAUGGCCAGUUUUGUGGACUUGGCCCGGAAAAUGGGUCUCAAACAGACCCCCGACGAUAUUGAGGCAUUCUUUAUGCGCAUUGUACGCGAAACGGUAGAAUACCGCGAGAAGAAUAAUAUUCGCCGCAAUGACUUUAUGGAUAUGUUGAUCGAUUUGAAGAAUAAGAAGCUCAUGAAAUCCGAUCAUGGUGAUGAGUUGACCAAUCUGUCGCUGGAGGAGAUUGCCGCUCAGGCUUUUGUAUUUUUCAAUGCAGGCUUUGAAACCUCUUCGACCACUUUGGGUUUUACUUUGUAUGAGUUGGCCCAGAAUCAGGAGAUUCAGGACAAGGCCCGAAAGGAGGUGUUGGAGAAAUUGGAGAAGUAUCAAGGGGAGCUGAGCUAUGAGUGUAUGAAGGAAAUGCAUUAUUUGGAGCAGAUAUUGUCAGAAACCCUUCGCAUGUACACCGUCCUGCCCAUUCUGAAUCGCAUGGCCCUGGAGGAUUAUGUGGUGCCGGGCAAUCCGAAAUAUGUGAUCAAAAAGAAUAUGCAAAUCCUCAUCCCCGCCGGAGCCAUACAUCGCGAUGAACGUUACUAUCCCAAUCCGAAUACAUUCAAUCCCGAUAACUUCUCCCAUGACAAAGUCACGGAACGUGAUUCAGUGUUGUUUUUGCCCUUUGGCGAAGGACCGCGUAAUUGCAUCGGCCUGCGUUUUGGCAAAAUGCAAGCCCUCGUCGGCCUGGCUCUGCUGUUGAAAAAUUUCCGUUUUUCCGUUUGCCAGGAAACCCAAAUUCCCCUGACCUAUAGCAAGGAAUCAUUUUUGAUAAGUACCGAUAAGGGUAUUUAUUUGAGGGUUGAAAAAAAUUAAAGCGGCGUAAUUUUUGUAAAUAAUUGUAACAAACAUUAAACAAACAAAUUGAAAUUGUAAUAAAAAAAGAAAACAAAAA